GUUGAAGAUUUUGAAUAUCAGUUCUCUACCUUCACUUUUGAAAGUCUUAAACCCAUUUUCAUUUCCUCGAACCUCUCUCUCUCUCUCUUCCUACCUAAUACCUACAUAGUCUCACCAAGUUUUCCAAGCUUUCUCAAGUAUAUAUAUAUUAAUACAAGGACCAUAGCUGCAAAACCAGAACAAGUUUGGAUUUGUUUCAACAAUGGCAAUCAUGAAAGUUAUAUGGAAAGCGAUCUUCCCAGGUUGUUACAAGGGUGGUUAUCCCUCAACCAAGCCCAAGAAAGUGGUGGCCACAAAGCCACCAAGUUCAUCUCACAGCAGGAUUUCUGUAACUGAUUUGAGCAACCCUGGAAGCACCACUUUUACAGAGGAUCUCUCAAUUUCUCUAGCAGGAACUAACAUUCAUGCUUUCACUGUGGCUGAGCUCAAAGUUAUCACACAGCACUUUUCUUCUAGCAAUUUCCUAGGAGAAGGUGGAUUUGGACCAGUGCAUAAGGGUUUCAUUGAUGACAAGCUUAGGCCUGGUCUCAUCAAGGCUCAACCAGUUGCUGUAAAGCUCUUGGACUUGGAUGGCAAACAAGGCCAUAAAGAGUGGCUGGCUGAAGUUGUUUUUCUGGGGCAAUUCAGGCAUCCACACCUUGUGAAGCUAAUUGGAUACUGCAUUGAAGAUGAACACAGGCUUCUAGUGUAUGAGUAUUUGCCAAGAGGGAGCUUAGAGAAUCAAUUAUUUAGAAGAUACUCAGCAUCUCUGCCUUGGUCAACAAGAAUGAAAAUUGCUGUUGGAGCUGCAAAGGGUCUAGCUUUUCUUCAUGAUGCAGAGAAACCAGUCAUCUACAGAGAUUUCAAAGCUUCCAACAUCUUGUUAGACUCUGAUUUCAAUGCAAAACUAUCAGAUUUUGGGUUGGCAAAAGAUGGUCCAGAAGGAGAUGACACCCACGUUUCAACCAGGGUCAUGGGCACCCAAGGCUAUUGUGCCCCAGAAUAUGUCAUGACAGGUCAUUUGACAGCAAUGAGUGACGUGUAUAGCUUCGGAGUAGUGCUGUUGGAGCUGUUAACAGGAAGAAGGUCAGUGGACAAGAACCGUCCUGCAAGGGAGCAGAACCUUGUGGAUUGGGCAAGGCCCAUGUUGCAUGAUUCAAGGAAGCUUAGCAGGAUCAUGGACCCUAGGCUUGAAGGGCAAUACUCUGAGAUGGGAGCUAAAAAAGCAGCAGCACUGGCUUAUGACUGCCUCAGCCAUAGGCCCAAGAGUAGGCCCACAAUGAGCACAGUGGUUAAGGCUCUUGAACCCCUUCAGGAUUUUGAUGACAUUCCAAUGGGACCCUUUGUGUACACAGUUCCAGCUGAUAAAAGUGAAGUGCUUAAAGAAGGGAAGGAUUUUGAAUCACCUAGGGACAGGAAGAGGAGUCCCCAUCCAAACAGAGGACAUAGGCCUCAUCCACUUAAAUCCCCAAAGUCAUCACCAAAGCCAUCACCAAGGCCAUCACCAAGGCCACAGUCACAAACUGAUAGACAUAGAAAUGGGAGAGGAAGUGGAUCAAAUUCUCCUCCUGAUCAUCAGAAAGGCAAGGAAAGGUAGAACAUGUUUGGAAAUCUUUCUGUAAUUGAUUCGAAAGUCAAGAUCAAUGCAGGGGAGAAACUUCGCUGAAUAGCUUCUAAGUGUACCAGAAUUGAUUAUGAGGAAAAGAACGGCUGCUGAUAAGUUUGAUAGGACACAUACAUAGUACUGUACAUAGAUAUUUGCUAUAAAAUGCAUGGUUUUUUUAUUUAGUGUACCAACUACUAGCUAGCCUAGGUGAGUGGAAUGAGGCUUGAGCCAUCAAGCAAAAGGAAAAAACAGACAGAGACAAAAGAAAAAGGAGGGUAGGCGUGCAAGUGUGAUGGUCCUCUUUUGUUUUAUUUUUGUUUUUGGAUACUCUUCAAUUGAAGAAGGAGGUUAAUUUUUAGUAUAAUUUGUGUAUACAUACGAUUAUAGAUUUUGCUUGUUGAUGAAUUACAA
Molecule: messenger RNA, 1996 nt
Organism: Lotus japonicus
Lineage: Eukaryota; Viridiplantae; Streptophyta; Magnoliopsida; Fabales; Fabaceae
Product: serine/threonine-protein kinase RIPK
Exons: 5
Coding region: 203-1576 (457 amino acids)
Biological process (GO): protein phosphorylation
Molecular function (GO): protein kinase activity; ATP binding
Source: RefSeq, a predicted model, not a curated record